Molecule: messenger RNA, 1548 nt
Organism: Astyanax mexicanus (Mexican tetra)
Lineage: Eukaryota; Metazoa; Chordata; Actinopteri; Characiformes; Acestrorhamphidae
Product: periphilin-1
Exons: 10
Coding region: 239-1261 (340 amino acids)
Biological process (GO): negative regulation of gene expression, epigenetic; protein localization to heterochromatin; negative regulation of DNA-templated transcription
Cellular component (GO): nucleoplasm
Source: RefSeq, a predicted model, not a curated record
UAAUGUCAGCGCUCAGAGAGGCGUGUUGUGGUGGGCGGAGGAGCUGUGGCUGAAUCAGGGAACUGCUGGCUCUUCUACUUGUGGAAUUUUCGUCUAAACCCUGGACGCGUUAUGGUUUUAACGCAGGCAGUUGUGGGAGCUUUCCAGUGUUAAAGCAGCGUGGGGGAGCUGGUGGUCCAGUAGUGAGCUCGAUUAUCUUUAAGGAACAAGACAGGAAGAGCUCAGACACAUAAUCAAAAUGGCCUACAGACGAGAUCGCAAUAUCAGAGACCUGUAUGAAGAAAGAAUUAUGGGACGAACACUGCCAGCACCUUAUCAGAGAAUAGUUAAUGUUGUGGACAGACGGCAUCCCUUCAGACGGCCUGAAGAUGACUAUGAUAGAGAUACUGACGUUAAUUAUGGUCGUAGAGGAGGAGGUGGAUUCCAUGAGCACAGAGCCGGUCAUGGGGAGAGAGGACCGUAUGGUGGAGAAAAAAGAAGUGAACCAGCUUACAGAAGGGAGGAUCCGUAUGUGUACAACCGAGGGUUUACAGAAGAACAUGCAUCAUCAAGACAGGACGAGUUCAGGAGCAGUAGCAGAGGGAACUCCAGUAGCAGGGGUCAGAGAGCCCCUCCACGACCACUCUUAAAUUUACCCCACAGAGGAGACAACAGCCCUACAUAUGGUACUACAAAUCCAGACCGAAGAGGCGACCGUGAGAGCCAGAAACGUAAAUCUUCGUUCUCCCCUGCCCGGGAUCACCCACCACUAAAGAGAGAGGAGCCCCCCUCGUCCAGCGCUCGCUCCAGUCGCAGCUACUCUCCAGAGGGGAGCAAAAACAACCAAACUCAGCCCAGCCAGCCAAAGACCACUCCCAUCCAGCAAGAAAAAGAGAGACCACCCAGCUCUCUCACUGCUGAAUCUGGAGAUGCAUCCCCACACAGCUCAGUAUUAGCAACCAAGGAGGAGGUGGCGGGGGCCGUAGUGGAGCAGGUUAAGGAGACCAAAGCAAAGGAGGACCCUGAACAGACUGCAGAGGCACAUCGGGCACAUGUCAUCGCAAACAAAGCUCUGGAGAUUGAAAAGUUGUACAGACAGGAUUGCGAAACCUUUGGGAUGGUGGUGAAGAUGCUGGUAGCAAAACAGCCUACUCUGGAGAAGCAGCUGGAGACGGCACUAAAGGAGAAUCUUGUAGAGAUUAAGGAGCGAUGUUUGGAGGACCUGCGUCAGUUUAUAUCCGAGGUCAAUGUCGUGCUUCAAAGUGAUCAGGACAAGAUUUGACCAACGACACAUUGUGACAAAUAAAUAUGCUGUUUUUUGGGGACCAGUAAUAGUUUCUAGUUUCACAAGGUAAUAGAGAUGUGCCUUUCAGCUUGCAACAGUUCAAUUGUUAAGUUGUCAAUUUGUGAAGCAAUGCAGCUAUCGGACAAUCUUGAUGUGGCUGUGAUGUCAGUGUUCAAUGUCAAAAUAUUAUUGGCCCAAUGCACAGGCCAAUUUGUUUUUAAUAUAUAUGUAAAAAAAAUAGUUUCUUAUACUAAAGCAUUUAAUAAAGUUUUUCCACAAAUGUU